UUCUUUCAGAUCAGCAGCAGCAUCAGUAGUUUCUUCAACAACUCUACAAUGGCGGAUGUUGAAGUUGACGUUGCGGCAGCCGGAGCACCGAAGAAGAGAACGUUUAAGAAGUUUUCGUUCAGAGGAGUGGAUUUGGAUGCUCUACUUGAUAUGUCUACUGAUGAGCUUGUUAAGCUCUUCAUUGCUCGUGCUCGCAGAAGGUUUCAGAGAGGUUUGAAGAGGAAGCCUAUGGCUUUAAUCAAGAAGCUCCGCAAAGCUAAACGUGAGGCACCAGCCGGUGAGAAGCCAGAGCUAGUGAAGACCCACUUGUGAAACAUGAUCAUCGUUCCAGAAAUGACCGGGAGUGUUGUCGUUGUUUACAAAGCACUAAAAAUCUUUUAUAACUUGUGACAAUUAUAAUUAUAAUAUUGUAUACAGCUUUA
This is a messenger RNA of Helianthus annuus (common sunflower), 422 nucleotides long. RefSeq names its product 40S ribosomal protein S15-4. The record is from RefSeq and is a predicted model, not a curated record. The transcript is spliced from 4 exons. Bases 49 to 312 code for a protein of 87 amino acids. Lineage: Eukaryota; Viridiplantae; Streptophyta; Magnoliopsida; Asterales; Asteraceae. Gene Ontology annotation, molecular function: structural constituent of ribosome. Gene Ontology annotation, biological process: ribosomal small subunit assembly; translation. Gene Ontology annotation, cellular component: ribosome; cytosolic small ribosomal subunit.